UUUAAAGUAAAUCACACAAUAAUGAAAAAAUUCAAAAGACUUAAUAAUUAGUAUCAAACUAUCAAAUAUUCAAAUCGUAGAAGAAAGAACUACAUUAUUAAUCUAAGUUUAACAAAAUUAUUCCAAAAUGAAUGUUCUUCUACAGGGGAUGAAAAAUUUAGUACUCAAUAAAUCACUGGGAGAAACGACUAGAAGUAUGGCAUCGCUUUAUCAGAUGCACAAAACUGGCCCUCACAAAAAACCAAUGUUCAAACGGAAUCCGUUGGGUGACAAUCCAUUUUUAAAAGGUGUUAUACUCAAAACAUUGAUAAGAAAACCUAAGAAACCAAAUUCGGCCAACAGAAAGUGUGUCUUGGUGCGACUGAGUAAUGGCAAGGAAAUGAUUGCUUAUAUACCYGGUGAAGGGCAUAAUCUACAAGAACACAACGUAGUUUUAGUGCGCAACGGGCGGUGUAAAGAUUUGCCYGGUGUAAAAAUAACUUGUGUUAGAGGAAAAUUUGAUUUACCACAUGUUGUGAAAAAAACACAAACAAAUUCUUAGAUUGAAUAAUAUUAGAUCAUUUUUGUUUUUAAGGUUUUUCUGUACAAUA
This is a messenger RNA of Diuraphis noxia (Russian wheat aphid), 590 nucleotides long. RefSeq names its product 30S ribosomal protein S12 technical knockout (gene tko). The record is from RefSeq and is a predicted model, not a curated record. Gene Ontology annotation, cellular component: small ribosomal subunit; ribosome. Gene Ontology annotation, molecular function: structural constituent of ribosome. NCBI's taxonomy places the organism in Eukaryota, Metazoa, Arthropoda, Insecta, Hemiptera, Aphididae. Gene Ontology annotation, biological process: translation.